UACAACCCUCCUUUGCUAAGAUGUCCAAAGAUCACAUUGGCUUGCCAAUUGGUAUAAUGGCAUUGAGCAUGAUCGAAGAUAUAAAAACACAUGUCUGAAUACUAUAUUUUGUUCAUUCACUUGCAGAUGUCAAAAUCAUUAGGAAUUUGAGCUCUCUUUUCCUUGAUGACAAUUAUGGGUAUGGAAGAAGUAGCAUUCAGCUAGAAUUAUUAGGGGCAUACCCAUUUCUCAAGACCCUUUCUCUAAUGGAUAACAGCUUCAAAGGAGGAAUAUUUGCUCAAGAGAUGGGUAAUUUUUCAAGCGUGGAAGAGUUGUCCCUGGAUGGUUCCUCAUUGGAUGAAGAGUCUUUUAAGAGCCUUAGAGCAUUGCCCUCUCUUAAAUUUUUAUCUAUGCAAGGCCUCAAUGCUGACCUACCUAGUCAAGGCUUGCCGAAUUUCAAAAAUUUGGAGCAUUUGGAUUUGAGAUCGUCUACUCUCCACAACAACUUCUUAAAAGACAUCGAAAAGAUGCCCUCUCUUAAGAUUUUAUUAUUGUCCUCUUGUCAACUAAACGGCACCAUACCUGCAGCCAAAGGUUUAUGCGAGUUAAAACAUCUUCAAAAGCUAGAUGUGAGCAACAAUGAUCUCAGUGGCACUUUACCUUUAUGUCUAGCAAAUUUAACAUCCCUUCAACUGUUAGAUCUAUCUUUCAACCACUUCAUCGGAAAUAUCUCCUUAUCUCCCCUGGGGAGUCUCACAUCCAUGCAUACGUUACAACUUUCAAGCAACCUGUUUCGAAUCCCAAUCUCUCUUCUUCCGUUCUUCAACCAUUCAAAGCUCAAGCACUUGAAUUGUCAUGAGAAUGAAAUAUGUGCAGAUAUAGAUGUGCCUACUUUGACACCAAAAUUUCAACUACGGACCCUAGAUUUGUCAGGUCAAGGAGAUGGCGGAGUGUUUCCCAAGUUCUUCUACUAUCAGCAUAAAUUAGAAUAUGUUGAUAUGUCAAAUAUUAAAAUGAAGGGAGAGUUUCCACAUUGGUUGAUCAGGAACAACACAAAAUUAUACGCACUUUACUUGCACAACUCUUCUCUUUCGGGGCCUCUCCAAUUGCCAAUUCAUUCCCAUGUGUAUUUUUCAUACUUAGACAUCUCUGACAACUACUUCAAUGGCUCUAUUCCAACAGAAAUUGGAGUAUGUUUUCCAAGUUUAAAUUCUCUAAACUUGUCUGGAAAUGGUCUCACUGGUGGCAUUCCUUCAUCAUUUGGCAAAAUGAGUCAACUGACAGAAUUAGACUUGUCCAACAAUCGACUAUCAGGCAUAAUACCCCAAGACUUGAUUGUUGGAUGCAAUUCAUUAGGUCAUCUCAUUCUUUCAAACAACAAUUUGCAAGGCCAGAUAUUCCCAAAACAGGCUACUUGCAAAGAAUUGAUUCUAUUAUUGUUGGAUGGCAAUCAAUUCACUGGAAGUAUCCCAUAUAGCAUAAUUAAUUGCACAGGGUUGGAAGUGUUGGACGUGAGCGAUAAUCAUCUCUUUGGUAUCAUCCCUAGUUGGAUAAGGAAUAUAACUUCUCUUCUUAGCUUGGAUUUGUCAGAGAACAAUUUCUUUGGAAACCUACCAUCUAGCUUCCCUCCAUGGAUCAGUGAAGUUUAUCUAUCAAAAAAUAGGCUACAAGGACCGUUGACGAAUGCAUUUUACAGUUGUUCUGAUUUAAUAAUAUUGGAUCUUGGUCACAACUAUUUCACUAAAAGGAUUCCAGAAUGGAUUGGCAAUUUUUCAGAAUUGACCUAUCUUCUUUUGGCUUAUAAUAAUCUUGAAGGUGAAAUACCAAUUCAGUUGUGCAACUUAAUCCAAUUGAGUUUGGUUGAUCUUUCUAAUAAUAAUCUUUCUGGUCCUGUUCCCCCUUGCAUAAGCCUUCGUAGGUAUUCUGAACACAGUAUAGGUUCUCAACCUUUGGAGGUUACAACAAAGAAUGCAUUGCGUUAUUUCCAAGGAAUCAUUCUCAGCCUCAUAUCAGGGCUCGAUCUGUCCUGCAACAAUUUGAGUGGUAAAAUUCCUGCUGAAAUAGGAAAUCUUAGCAUGAUCCAGGUGUUAAACCUGUCCCAUAACAAGUUGACGGGAUUGAUUCCACAAUCAUUUUCAAACCUAAAGCAAAUUGAGAGCUUGGAUCUUUCCUAUAACAACUUGAAUGGCAAAAUCCCUCAACUCACUCAACUAUAUUUUCUAGCUGUCUUCAGUGUAGCGCACAACAAUUUAUCUGGCAGGACACCUGAGAUGGUUGCACAAUUUGCGACAUUCGAGAAUAGUAGCUAUGAGGGAAACCCUUUCCUUUGUGGACCUCCACUGUCUAAAAGUUGCUUUUCUUCAUCAAUAAUGCCAAGAUUUUCGGAGGAGGAUAAAAAAUAUCAUAAAAAGGAUGGUGGCUUUGUGGACAUUGAUGCUUUCGGUGUGAGUUUUCUGAUUUCUUAUGCCAUAGUGUUGUUGACCAUAGCAGCCGUUUUGUACAUAAAUCCAUAUUGGCGAAGAGCAUGGUUCUAUAUGAUAGAGUUGAGCCUCACCAACUUGUACUAUUUUCUGGUGGACAAUAUUCCUUUUGUGUUUAGAUGCUAUUGAAGCCUGGGUCUGCUAUGUACUUUAGAAACCAUGGGUCUGCUAUGAGUCAGCUUGUUUGUGUUGUAGUUGUGUAAGCUGGGAAGGUUGCAGAAUAAUGAGCUGAAGCUGAUUGCAGAAAAUCAUUUAUUACUUGUUUCUGUCAGUCAGUUAGAUGAGCUAUAAACAUAGCUUGUUGACUUUGCAACUUCCUAUGUACUCUUGUGUGCUGUUCAUUCCUUGAGUGAG
This is a messenger RNA of Hevea brasiliensis (rubber tree), 2813 nucleotides long. RefSeq names its product cuscuta receptor 1-like. The record is from RefSeq and is a predicted model, not a curated record. Bases 246 to 2588 code for a protein of 780 amino acids. Gene Ontology annotation, molecular function: protein binding. NCBI's taxonomy places the organism in Eukaryota, Viridiplantae, Streptophyta, Magnoliopsida, Malpighiales, Euphorbiaceae. The transcript is spliced from 4 exons.